CAAGCACGGAUCGAAAGGUUCGAGACGACCAAAGCUUUGUUUCACACAAGGCUUACUGAUGGAAACCCGGUUGGACCUCACGUGCUCAAGAUGAUUGGGCUUAGGGAUCACCUGGAAAGACUUGGAUCUCCAAUUAGUCAAGAGUUGGCUACUGAUGUGAUUCUCGCAUCACUCACUCCGGCAUAUGACCAGUUCAUCAUGAACUAUAAUAUGCAUGGUCUUGAGAAGACCUUAACCGAAUUGCAUGGAAUGCUCAACUCUGCUGAGCAAAACAUCAAGAAAAAUCGGAGUGACAUUUUGAUGGUCAAAAAGGGGAAGGGAUUCAAGAAGCAUGGUAAUGGCAAGGUUGGUGGAAACAAGAAAUCCAAAACUCUGGUUAAGAACUCGGGUAAAAGCAAAUCGGUUGCUAGCUCUUCUUCUAAAGAAGAGCAAAAAUGUUUCCACUGCAACAAAACUGGUCAUUGGAAGCGGAAUUGCAAGGCAUAUUUGGAGGAACUGAAAAAGAAGGGGCAUGGUGAUGCUUCCAAUUCAGGGACUAACAAGGAGUAGAAGGCUGGCUAAAGGUGAAGUUGACCUACGAGUAGGCAAUGGUGCAAAAGUUGCAGCAUUAGCAAUAGGGACAUUUACUUUGAAUUUGCCCACGGGCUUAGUUUUAGAACUUGAUAAUUGUUAUCAUGUACCUGCCAUUAGCAGGAAUAUUAUUUCUGUUUCUUGUUUGGACA
Messenger RNA from Cuscuta epithymum, 722 nucleotides. The record is from the annotation of a GenBank genome assembly. NCBI's taxonomy places the organism in Eukaryota, Viridiplantae, Streptophyta, Magnoliopsida, Solanales, Convolvulaceae.